This is a messenger RNA of Venturia canescens, 991 nucleotides long. It is a transcript of the gene mRpL2, whose product is annotated as mitochondrial ribosomal protein L2. Lineage: Eukaryota; Metazoa; Arthropoda; Insecta; Hymenoptera; Ichneumonidae. Gene Ontology annotation, cellular component: ribosome; mitochondrial large ribosomal subunit. Bases 8 to 925 code for a protein of 305 amino acids. The transcript has 2 exons. Gene Ontology annotation, biological process: mitochondrial translation. Gene Ontology annotation, molecular function: RNA binding; structural constituent of ribosome. The record is from RefSeq and is a predicted model, not a curated record.
AACAAACAUGUCAGCUGUCGCGAUGCUUCGGCGUGUUUUAUGCACUCAUUUUUCUGACUUAAUCGCUCACAAUGUGCCUGCCGCGUGUCAAAUUCAACCUAGUCGGAAUGCGGGAAUGUGGAAGCCUAAGAUCACACCUAAACCUGGCAUAAACGGUAAAUGUUGGCGUCGAAUCGUUCACUACAAGGACUCGUACACUGUGGAACCUUUGGAGGUUACUAACCUCGCUGGUCGUGAUCCCGUCUCAGGUCGCGUGGUGGCGAAGGGAAUCGGUGGAGGUAUAAAGCACAAAUAUCACUGGAUCAAUUGGAAAAGAGAAGGUCCAAAAAGUUUGGACGAGCCACCGAAAGAAGAGAAAGUAUUGGCGGUUUUUGAGGACGGUUGCAGAACUUCUUGGGUGGCUUUGGUGGCCAGUGGCAAUGAGAUGAAGUACAUUCUCGCAACGGAGAACAUGAAGCCUGGAAUGAUACUGAAAACGUCGCAAGCCAUACCGAGAAAUCCGGUGCGAGCGUUCGAGGGCGACGCUUAUCCUCUCGGCGCGCUGCCGCUGGGCACGAAGGUAAAUUGCGUCGAGAAAUAUCCCGGCUUGGGUGGUUUCCUUAUCCACGCAGCCGGUACGGAAGGCACAAUAUUGCGAAAAGAUGGGGAAGAUCGUAUAAUCGUACAAGUGCCGAGUAAGAGGACCUUCAGUCUUAGUCAACACUGCAUGGCGACGGUUGGACGACUAUCGAACGUCCUACACGGUUCAACCCCCGUCGGCAGUGCCCAACGCAAUCGAGAACUCGGAAAUCGUCCAAGGAGUGGCUUGUGGCAACGCAAGGACGGUUAUUGUGGACGCAAAAUUCGUCCGUUGCCACCGACUCGACGGUUCGACCUUUGCGAAAAAAAGCCAGACAACAUUUUGAAUCUGACGCUUGUCGUUUAGAGAGGCAACUUUAAGAAAGUUUAUGGACUCAAUAAUAUUUCAAAUAAACAUGUGAAUAGCUGUAAA